AUGAGCAACUCCGAUCACGACACGCCUUCGACUGAAGCGCAGAAGACCGAGUCACUACUCAAUAAUACCAAUACCAUCGCCGAGUCCAAAGAAAAGGCGAAGGAGGUGCUGGCCGCUGCCGGCAUCAAGCAGAAUGGGGAGACGUCCGCUUCGGAGUCGCGCAAUGGCAGUCGUAGUCCUUCGCGGAAGCGGAAACGCGAAACACCUCUCGAACGGAUCGAAGCUGAUGAAUACGUGACGCGCGAGUAUCUACACAAAGCGCUGCUCGCGGAACAGCAUGCGCGACCUUUGGUACUGCAGCAGAAGCAGCAGGAGUGGAAAUACUAUCAAAGCUUACGACAGCGACGAGAUCAUGACCCAGCUUCCGUCUUCGGCGUUGGCUACGAAGGCUUUGGGAAUCCACGAACCGAUGAAAAGUUACCGAAUCCUAUCAUCUAUCCUAGAAACAGGCGGCCCGGCAAAAGGAAAACACUGCCACCACGAGUGUCGCGAAAGCAAAUGGAAACACAGGCGGAACAGGAAGAAGAGCUGAUACCUAUCAGAUUAGACAUCGAAUGGGGCAAGAUCAAGCUGCGCGACACCUUCACCUGGAAUUUGCACGACCGGAUCACCGAUAUCGACUACUUCUCGGAGAAGUUGGUGGAGGACUUUGGUCUGAAGGUGACAGAGUGCCGCCCACUGGUCAACUAUGUUGCGACCGCCAUUCGGGAGCAGAUUGCAGACUUUUGCCCGCAGGUGUAUCCCGAAGACGAAGCGCUCGACCCACACGUCCCAUAUUCGGCCUACAAGAACGACGAGAUGCGAAUCCUGGUCAAGCUCAACAUCACGAUUGGACAGAAUACACUCGUCGAUCAGUUCGAAUGGGAAGUCAACAAUCCGGCCAAUUCACCUGAGGAAUUUGCGCUUCAGAUGACACAAGAGAACUCGUUAGCUGGCGAGUUCACGACUGCCAUAGCUCACUGCAUCCGCGAGCAGUGCCAGCUAUUCUCCAAAUCGCUUCAAAUCACCGGCUACGCAUUCGACGGCCGGGUAAUUGAUGAUCCUGACCUGCGCGAGAACUUCCUUCCCUCGCCGAUGCUGACGACCUUCCGACCAUACCAGCUCGCCAAGGACUACGUACCUUAUCUGUAUGAGUUGAACGACGCCGAUCUGGAACGGACCGAGCUCUCGAUAUCUCGCGAGCAACGUCGGCAGAAACGAUCGACCAACAGGCGAGGUGGACCAGCGCUACCUGAUCUUAAGGACCGACAACGCACAAUCAGAUCCCUCGUGGUAUCAUCAGUCAUACCCGGCGGGGCUCUGACGAUGGAGGACAGUCGCAUUUUCCGAAUGCCGAAGGCAAGUCGAACCAGGAAGAGAGCCGGUCUGGACGAAUUCGAAGAAUCUGACGGUUCUGAGAGCGAGGACUCUGCGCCUGAUUCUCCAGCCAUUCCAGCCAACCUCUUGCAAAGUACCGCACGGACUAGAGGAACAAUGCGCAAUGCAGCCCUUACUGCCACGGCAGGCAUUAGAUCUAAUCUGAGCGGAUUCGCAUCGGUUCGGUCAGCUACACCAGAGUCAAUCGCGCCCACGCACGAGUCGCGGUCUGCAGCUCGUAAGAAGGAUUAUAAGGAGGAAAGUGACGACGAGUCGCUUCCCGAGAAGUUGGUUGUCAAGCUCAAGAUCUCGAAGGAACGAUAUCGCAGCUGGUUUAGGGAACAGAGGAUCAAGGAGCGGGCAGCACAUGCAUCAACAGGCAGUCCAAGGCCCGGCACAAACGUCAAAGCCGCGCCGAGUCCGCUGAAGCUAGCAGGAGGUCCAGCACCAGCUCCGUCGCCAAAGACAACGCCAUCUGUCGGCCCUUCGACUGCAGCGAAUGCACCAGAUCCUCUCUAUGGUGCCAUCGAUGCCUCUUCUGAGCCGCCUGGACCGAAGAAUCCAAUUCCGCCGGUACCCGACUGGGUCGAGAAAAUCCUGGCAGACCUGCGCGAGGAGUUUCCCCGCGACCGGUUCGAAGGUGUGAUGAGGCACUCGGUGAUGGAUCCAAAGACCAAGCAACUGCAGCCAGCAAACCACGAGAACAGGCACUGGCCGCACAAGUUCGUUCCGCGAAUCAGAUGUCUGGAUUGUGUGGGCAAGGUGUACAUUGCCAUUGGCUUUGCGAGUCAUUUGAAGACCAGGAAACACAAGGAAGCCUACGAGGCACGCAUUGCCAAAGAAGGCUAG
Cyphellophora attinorum is the source of this 2205-nucleotide messenger RNA. RefSeq names its product SWI/SNF chromatin-remodeling complex subunit snf5. Gene Ontology annotation, cellular component: SWI/SNF complex; nucleus; nuclear chromosome. The transcript is spliced from 2 exons. The record is from RefSeq and is a predicted model, not a curated record. NCBI's taxonomy places the organism in Eukaryota, Fungi, Ascomycota, Eurotiomycetes, Chaetothyriales, Cyphellophoraceae. Gene Ontology annotation, molecular function: transcription coregulator activity. Bases 1 to 2205 code for a protein of 734 amino acids. Gene Ontology annotation, biological process: regulation of transcription by RNA polymerase II; chromatin remodeling.